CACGAGGUUCCUUGCUUAUUAGGUUCUUGCAAGUUCGUUUCCAUAUCUUUGGUCUCUUUCACAUUCACCCAACUCUCAUCAAUCCUCAACCACUUCUUUUUCUUCAUUAUCAUCAUCAUCUUCUUGUUCUUGGAUUGUGAAAAAUGGAUCAUAGAAGCGGAGGAGGAGGAAUGGAUAUACCCAUAAUGCAUGAGAGUGAUCGCUAUGAGUUAGUUAGAGAUAUUGGUUCUGGAAACUUCGGAGUCGCCAGGCUCAUGAGGGAUAAGCACACCGACCAACUUGUUGCCGUUAAGUAUAUUGAGAGGGGUGAAAAGAUCGAUGAAAAUGUACAGAGGGAAAUUAUAAAUCACAGAUCACUAAGGCAUCCCAAUAUUGUGAGGUUCAAGGAGGUUAUACUGACCCCAACACAUUUGGCUAUUGUCAUGGAAUAUGCCUCGGGAGGAGAGCUAUUUGAACGAAUAUGCAAUGCAGGGCGCUUUAGUGAGGACGAGGCACGUUUCUUCUUCCAACAACUUAUAUCUGGGGUUAGCUACUGUCAUGCAAUGCAAGUUUGUCAUCGUGAUUUGAAGUUGGAAAAUACAUUGUUGGAUGGUAGUCCAGCUCCUCGCUUGAAGAUUUGUGAUUUUGGUUAUUCAAAGUCUUCAGUGCUACAUUCACAACCAAAAUCUACAGUUGGCACCCCUGCAUACAUUGCUCCUGAAGUUUUGCUUAAGAAGGAAUAUGAUGGCAAGAUUGCAGAUGUGUGGUCUUGUGGGGUAACCUUAUAUGUGAUGUUGGUUGGUGCUUAUCCAUUUGAGGAUCCAGAGGAACCUAAAAAUUUCCGCAAAACAAUACAUAGGAUUUUGAAUGUCCAAUACUCAAUUCCUGACUAUGUUCAUAUAUCUCCUGAGUGCCGCCAUUUGAUCUCAAGGAUUUUUGUUGCUGAUCCUGCACAGAGAAUAAGUAUACCGGAGAUCAAAAACCAUGAAUGGUUCUUGAAGAAUCUACCAGCUGAUCUCAUGGAUGGGGACACAAUGAGCAACCAGUAUGAGGAGCCUGAUCAACCGACACAAAGCAUUGAAGAGAUCAUGCAGAUAAUAUCCGAGGCCAUGAUUCCUCCGGCCGGAAGCCAGUCCCUCAACCAGUACCUCACCGGAAGCUUGGACAUCGACGAUGACAUGGAUGAGGAUCUAGACAGUGAUCCUGACCUUGACCUUGAUAGCAGUGGAGAAAUUGUCUAUGCUAUGUAAUGUAGUAACAUUGCUGGAACACUAUAAUUUGGUUUCUGGGGUCUGCAAUUUGAAUGUUAUUAUCAUUAUUAUUAUUAUUAUUA
This is a messenger RNA of Arachis duranensis, 1312 nucleotides long. Its product is annotated as serine/threonine-protein kinase SRK2E. Gene Ontology annotation, cellular component: nucleus. Gene Ontology annotation, biological process: protein phosphorylation; intracellular signal transduction. Lineage: Eukaryota; Viridiplantae; Streptophyta; Magnoliopsida; Fabales; Fabaceae. Gene Ontology annotation, molecular function: protein serine/threonine kinase activity; ATP binding. The record is from RefSeq and is a predicted model, not a curated record. The transcript is spliced from 9 exons. Bases 144 to 1229 code for a protein of 361 amino acids.